Molecule: messenger RNA, 1116 nt
Organism: Procambarus clarkii (red swamp crayfish)
Lineage: Eukaryota; Metazoa; Arthropoda; Malacostraca; Decapoda; Cambaridae
Gene: Trissin
Product: trissin
Source: RefSeq, a predicted model, not a curated record
CAAGAAUGUUUAUGUAAAUUAUCUGUGACCUCUGAGGCUGGGAAGAGCCAAGAGCCAAUCCCCGGUCGGGGGAUGAGCCAAGAGCCAAUCUCCGAUCGAGGAUGAGCCAAGAGCCAAUCACCGGCCGGCAAGGCUUGCGCAGCUGGCCAACCCUCGCCUUAUAAGAGACUGGCGGUUCAAAUGGGAUCUCAGUCGAUCUCAGAAGCCGGGCCACGCCACACCGCCGAACCAACUGACCCACGAUGUCUUGGUAGAUACCCACGCAAGCAGCAGAGUCCACAUCUCCUUCAACCACCAGAGCACUCACAUCAACUACUCGACAUGCAUUACCUUCCUAUAUUUCUGGUGUGGGCGGUGGUGGUGGGCGGGAGCUGGGCGUGGAGCAGCAGUGAAGUGUCCUGCGCCUCCUGCGGCUCAGAGUGCCAGGCUGCCUGCGGCACCAGGAACUUCCGCGCCUGCUGCUUCAACUUCCAGAGGCGCCGACGGGCCGACCCCCUCGCUCACAGCAGCAGCAGCACGGUGGCAGACGAGUCGGAUACCCUGGCCCUCCAGGGCCUGGUGAGGCUUGGAGGAGGCGGUGCCAGGGACCGCCACUUGGCUAAGGUCCUACGGUCCCUCUCCCGCUCGCUGGAGGCCUCCGAGGUGGACGGCCGUUACUUGGAGCACACGCCUUACCUCUCCACGCCAGUACAGGACUCGAGCGAGGAGCAGGAGGUCGAAGAUGACUUCCUGACCUCGUCAGGUGGUGACGGAGGCGCGGUAGAGGACACGGCACUCUCCCAUCUGGUGACCCUGGCACUCCGUCGUCCACCGGCGGCACUCCGUAAGCGCCAGCAGAGAUUCCCUCCGCCAAACGUGAAGAAAUAAAAUCUCACAUCUGGGAUUUCAUCCCCCAAGUUGCAGGGCAUCGCGGCCAUUAUCCUGACACCCCCUUUGGCACUGAUGCUGGUCCCUCCCUCUUUCCCACUCCUGGCACCUUUCGAACCCUGAUGUGAAUGCCAAGUAUAUUUGUAGCGAAAUACCAUUUAAGUCCAGGCAAGUCCCGCUCUCUAUUUGAUGGUACAUCAACGCAUAACUCUCAUGGACUCUUGUGGAAUAAAAAUUUGUCGAAAACUG